This is a messenger RNA of Rhinocladiella mackenziei CBS 650.93, 660 nucleotides long. RefSeq lists its product as uncharacterized. The coding region runs from base 1 to 660 and encodes 219 amino acids. The record is from RefSeq and is a predicted model, not a curated record. The transcript is spliced from 2 exons. Lineage: Eukaryota; Fungi; Ascomycota; Eurotiomycetes; Chaetothyriales; Herpotrichiellaceae.
AUGAAGAUUGUGCUGGAAGACGAGGCAGAUGUUCGGACCAGUCCGUUCUCGUUGGCAUAUGGACCACCAGGCAGGAUGCGGAAAAGCUCGUAUGAUCUGGUGGUGCGCGACACUGUGAGCGAUGAGUACGUCGCUGAUCGGGAAGGUCCUGGCGAUGAGCGCCAUGAUGAUGGCUCGGAUGUUACCGUUGAAUGUGAAGAGGGUGCCGAUAAGGACAACAGUGGAGGGAGCAAUCACAACUCCAAAGGUGCGGGCGACGCCGAUGAAGAUGUUAGAAAUGAAAGGAGAGACGAUGAAUCCGGUGCUACGAUCACAUCCGACGAGGUCUUCGGUCAUAUUAUGACGGGCGGCAAGGACACUGAGUCCAUGAUGGGAGGCAUUGACGGUACUGAUGAAGCCACGGGCGCUAACCAAGAACCGGAGGUUGCAAUGGAAGGAGGCGUCAAUGUCGGGGUCGUGGCUGAUGGCAGCGAGGCUUCUUCAGGCGUCACGGUGGAAGCGAUCAACGACUCCAUCCCUGCGACGCAUGAUAAUGAGGACCCAGAUACUAUCAUGGAAGAAAAUCCUGGUGCCGCCACAAAGGAACGUCAAGAUCCCGAUGUCGAGAUGGAGGAAAACGAAGACUCUCGCGCCGUUGGGAAAAGGAAACGACGCUGCUGA